Molecule: messenger RNA, 4516 nt
Organism: Mercenaria mercenaria
Lineage: Eukaryota; Metazoa; Mollusca; Bivalvia; Venerida; Veneridae
Product: phosphoenolpyruvate phosphomutase
Exons: 11
Coding region: 409-1422 (337 amino acids)
Molecular function (GO): phosphoenolpyruvate mutase activity
Source: RefSeq, a predicted model, not a curated record
GUUAUAACGUGUUUUCCUAGACAGUCUCGAACCAAGGACUUCAGUGCAGCCAGUUCCGGCUCCUCCCUCAUACAAGGAUGAUAUAAUAAAGCUACAGCUCCAUGCUGCAACAGAAAACACGUGCUAUAUUUGAGAAAAGACCACCUCCCCGCCCAAACCCCAAGUCGCUUACAACACAUACACAUUUUGCUCAUGUCUUCUGAUCUACAUACUCCUACUGGACACAAUUUGACACAAUCUGAUGUAAAUGUGUCUGGUGUGGCUGAUGCAAGCCGGGAGAAUGGCUCUCUUUGACAAUCUGACAGACGAAAUCCCUGGAGUUGCUGAUACAAGUCUGGAGAAGUGUCAGUUAUUUGUGGAGAGCAAACCUGUAGUCGAAAAACACUGAACAUCUUCCUACAACACAAAAUGGCAGCAGUGACAGGAUCGCGUGUUUCUCGGCGUAUUUUAACAAGUUUUUCUGCUGAUCUUUCAUGGAUACUGUCAGCUACUGGUGUGAAAAGUCCAAAUGUUGUUUCUGUAUCCAGACUGAUGUCCAGUCAGGGGAGAGAACGGAAAACUACACAGUUAAAGAAAAUGCUCACUUCCCCUGAUCUAGAAUAUAUCAUGGAAGCACAUAAUGGUCUAAGUGCGAGGAUCGUUGAGGAGGCAGGGUUCAAGGGGGUAUGGGGCAGUGGCCUGUCCAUCUCGGCGCAAUUGGGAGUCCGAGACAGCAACGAGGCCUCAUGGACACAGGUGUUAGAAGUUCUAGAUUUUAUGAGCGACGCUACCACAGUCCCUAUACUUCUUGACGCUGACACUGGCUACGGAAAUUUCAACAACGCACGACGUCUCGUGCGCAAGUUAGAGGACCGUGGUGUGGCUGGAGCUUGCUUGGAAGACAAGUUAUUUCCCAAGACAAAUUCUCUACAUGACGGAAGAGCACAACCACUAGCUGAUAUAGAGGAAUUUUCCCUUAAAAUUAAGGCCUGUAAAGACAGCCAGCGUGACCCAGAUUUCUGUAUUGUUGCUCGUGUCGAGGCCUUUAUAGCAGGCUGGGGCCUUGAUGAAGCAUUAAAAAGAGCGGAGGCUUACAGAAACGCUGGUGCUGAUGCCAUUUUGAUGCAUAGUAAGAAAAGUGAUCCGUCCGAUAUAGAGGCCUUUAUGAAAGCCUGGAAUAAUCAGGGACCUGUAGUUAUAGUGCCUACCAAGUAUUACACCACGCCCACACAGUAUUUCCGAGAUAUGGGCGUGUCUUUGAUUAUUUGGGCCAAUCAUAAUCUCCGAUCUUCAAUUAAAGCUAUGCAGGAGACUACUGCUCGUAUCUACAAAGAUUCCUCACUUACUGGUGUUGAGCCAAACAUUGUGCCGGUGAAAGAAGUAUUUAGGCUACAGCAUGACCAUGAACUGGUAGAAGCGGAAGAAAAAUAUUUACCAAAGUAAUGAAAACAUAACCUUUAAGUUAUAGAGAUAUAAACAUCGGACAUCCCUGUUUAUAGUUAUCAGUGGCUGUAAAAACUGAAUCGGAUAGAGUAUCUCUUUUUAUUUUUCUCUUUACAUGAAAAUGUUCGCGAGUAUGAAAUGUAAAAACAGACGACUUUAGGUAUAUUCUGUUAAUGAGUAUUUUAUACAUUCUGUUAAAUAUUUUAAUAUCUGAAUUUUUACUUUGCAUAGGUUUUUUGAACGUGAUUGUUAAAUCUGACAUAUAUCUAUGUUCGUGCAGGUAUGAAAUCUUGGCCUCUUUUUACACGAGGGUUUUUAUACUGAUACAGUCCCUGUUUCAUGUUUACAUAUAAUUGCAGUUCACAAGCAGGCAGUACAAUCUCCACAUACAACCUAUGUGUCUGAUCUCAACAUAUAAUCCCUCACUACAAUUUCACAUAAUCUGUACAUCUAAUGUCAACAUACAGUCCCUCAAUAAAAUCUCACAUAAUCUGUACAUCUAAUCUCAACAUACAGCCCCGCAAUACAAUUUCACAUAAUCUGUACAUCUAAUCUCAACAUACAACCCCUCAAUACAAUUUCACAUAAUCUGUACAUCUAAUCUCAACAUACGAUCCCGUAAUACAAUUUCCACAUAAUCUGUAUAUCUCAACAUACGAUCCCGCAAUACAAUUUCACAUAAUCUGUACAUCUAAUCUACCAGUGCCACUCUAUGUAGAUAUCUCAUCACUUACAAGAUCUAAAUACAAUCUUCAUACAUAAUCUCUGAACAUUAUCCCCGUCACUCCAUACUCGUAAAUGCUUCACUUAUGAGGUUUCAGUAAUCUUCUCAAUCAAUACCGUACAACUCAGUUUACAGGUACCAUAUACAAGCUCUUAAUACAAACUCUGCUUCUGGUUUCCUGAUACAAGCACUCCAUAAAAUCGACACUUACAAAAUGUCUAUACAAUCUAUAUAUAUAUCUCCACACAGUGUUUUUGAAGCUUAUAAAACUCUGUAAUUUCCAGUCACCUUGAAUUUGUCAGUGCUGUCAUGACUUACAAUCUAAACAUGUGUAGAUAAACUUUAUUUAAGUUGGCAACAGGUCAAACUGUAUAAAUUAACCGAUCAUACAGUCAUCACUUUCAAUCGCCGUAAUGUGUGCAGUCACUAUAUACAGUCACUUCUUACAGUGCAACAUCACAACUUAAAAUCCCUCCAUAACAAUCGGCUCUUACAGUGUAUCUGUACUCCCCUUUACAAUCUUCCCAUAUCUAUACUUACAGUAGGUGCGUACAGUCUCCAUAUCUUGUUCCUGUUUUUUUUGUGGAAUAAAAAUGACUGUACACUUUUACACUGUUAUAAAGGUUAUAUUUAAAUAUACAUAGAGGCAUAAUAUAUCAGGGCCUAUAACUGCUGUAUCUGAAUUUUUAGCUCGACUAUACGAAGUAUAAGGAGAGCUAUCCUACUCGCCCUGGCGUCGGCGUCAGCGUCGGCGUCUUUCCGCGUCCCCACCUUGGUUAAAGUUUUGGUGCACUUUCUCUUUUUUCAACUUAUCUCUGUAAUUACUUGAUGGAUUUGAUUCAAACUUGAAAUACUUAUUCCUCAUCAUCAUCCACAUCAUCUGACACAAGGGCCAUAACUCUGGCACCAGUAUUUCAUGAAUUAUCCCCCCUUUUCACUUAGAUUUUCAGGUUGAAGUUUUGAUGCACUUUCACUCUAUCUCUGUUAUUACUGAAUGGAUUUGAUUCAAACUUAAAAUAGUUGUUCAACAUCAUCACCCACAUCAUAUGUCACAAGGUGCUUAACUCUGGCACAAUUUUUUCAUGAAUUAUUCCCCCUUUUUACUUAGAAAAGCAGGUUAAAGUUUUGGUGCACUUUCACUCUACCUCUGUUAUUACUGAAUGGAUUUGAUUCAAACUUAAAAUAAUUGUUCAGCAUCAUCACCCACAUCAUAUGACACAAGAUGCAUAACUCUGGCACAAUUUUUCAUGAAUUAUUCCCCUUUUUACUUAGAAUUUCAGGUUAAAGUUUUAUGGACUUUCACUCUAUCUCUGUUAUAACUGAAUGGAUCUGAUUCAAACUUAAAUAAUUGUUCAGCAUCAUUACCCUUAUCAUAUAACACAAGGUGCAUAACUCUGGGACCAAUUUUUCACGAAUUAUUUCCCCUUUUUACUUAGAAUUUUAGGUUAAAGUUUUGAUGCACUUUCACUCUGUCUCUGUUAUUACUGAAUGGAUUUGAUUCAAACUUAAAAUAGUUGUUCAACAUCAUCACCCACACUAUAUGACACUAGCUGCAUAACUCUGGCACCAAUAUUUAAUGAAUUAUGCCCCUUUUUGCUUAGGAUAUACUUAUAUAGUGUUUUGAUACAUUUUAUCUUUACCUCUCUUAUUACUUUAAGUUGAUAUUUUUGACAUAGACUCAGGCUAUUUUGCAAUGUCUUCAUUCACAAUUGGAGUCAUUAAACACUCCAGUGACAGCUCUAGUUUCCUCAGAUGUGCACAGUUUCACUAUCCAGCAUCAAAAUAGUCGAGUGCGCUGUCUCCUGUGACAGCUCUUGUUUAAGGACUGAGCGCGAAACUAUUGUAUCUUGAUCUUUAUUUAUAUACAAUUGCAAUAGUUCCACGGCCAGCCCUUGUUGGUUGUAUUCUAUAAUCUUGUACCACAAUAGUAUGUAAAUGUGCAAAUGAACUGUGCCUAUAAUUAUAGUAUAUGUAAAUGUGCAAAUGACUGCUUGUUUUAAGGUAUGAAAUUUUACAUUCGUUGCGCAUCAUGUAUCUUUGAACUUGGACAUUUAUCCGGUGACGAACAUACACUGUCGGUCUAUCCAUACUUAAAAAACUGUAUAUUAGUGGAUGUUCUCACACAUUCAAAUUAAUUGUGUGUUCAACUCACAUAUGUGUGUUUUACAUAAAAAAUAUAUGUUCACUCUUGUGUUACAACGCUUUAUGUUUUUAGUGUUUACUACUUUUAUCCGAAGAUUACCUACAUUUACUCAUUUUAUUGACUUAUUUUAUCUCAUAUUGAUCUAUAUUUUUCUGUAUAUUUUUGUUAAGGUAUUGGUUUGGUGUUAUAAAAUGUUUCAGUGGAAAUUAAUUUAUUUAAGAAAUGAA